GGCGCCUGGGACCUGUUGGAAAUGACAGCUGAAGAAGGCGGAUUGAAGCACAGGGAUCAAAAUAACAGUAAACGUAGAAGAUAGCGAAGAAACUCACCGUAUAAAGGGGUUGUAGAGAUGGACUCGCUGAUGAGUGCGGUGGCGCCGCGCUCCCCAGCCCCUGCCAAGAAGCUGUCCGAGGUGGACUUCCGGUCCGGAGCCACUCUGGAACAGCUGUCGGCCCAGGUGUCUGAGCUGGUUCUACUGGAGCAGGGGGAGUUUGGAGAUCAGACCGCCUUAGAGGUCCACACCGCCAAGGACUUCAUCUUCAACAUGCUGGGCUUAGUCCAGAAGGUGGACCAGCGCCUCCCGGUGGCCAACGAGUACCUUCUGCUGUCAGGCGGCGCCCGCGAAGGCGUCUUGGACCUCAACCCCGAAGACUUGGGCGACUACGCCAAAGGGGCCGACUUCGACCUGGACUUCACCCUGCUGGUUCCCGCCCUGAAGCUCCACGACCGCAACCAGCCCGUCACCCUGGACAUGAGACACUCCCCGCCCUGCCACUCGUGGCUCAGCCUCCGCCUCUGCGACUCGGCCAUCCUGUCACGCUGGGACAUCUGCUGCCAGGAGGAGAAUGGUCUUCCCACCGAGGAAGACGACGAAGAAGAAGAGGGAGAAAUGGGUAAAGCCUCCAUCCCCACGCUAUGCUCUCCCCAGUCUCUGGAUGGAUGCUACUUCUCCCCCAGCCUGGUGACAGACUGGUUCUGGGGGGUGGUGAGCGAGGCGGUGGAGGAGCUGAGACGAAGCCCGCAGAGAGGCAUCCCAACACCUGACCGCCUGGAGAGGAACGGGCCGCUUACCACCAUCAUCCUCCAGGCAGGCUCUAGCCGGGUGCUGUACGACCUGCUACCUGUGGUGUCGUUUCGGGGCUGGCCUGCUGUGGCUCAAGGCUGGCUGACAGCCAACCACUUCUGGGACGGUAAAAUCACAGAGGAGGAGGCCAUAUCUGGCUUCUAUCUGCUGCCCUGCUGCUCCCCACUGGGUGGCCGGCCCGACAGGGAGUGGAGACUCGCCUUCUCCCGCAGCGAAGUUCAAUUGAAGAAGUGCAUCCCCUUCCCCAUGGCUCAGGCUUUCCAAGCAGCCAAAGCCGUGCUGGCUCGUAUCCUGGCCCGUCCUCGCACAGGUCUCAGCCUCUACCACCUCCGUACUCUGCUAUUCUGGGCCUGCGACCGACUCCCCUCCGCCUACCUGUCCAGCUCCGACCCCGACACUCCCGGCCGCCUCCUCUUGGGCCUCCUGGACGACCUCGCCCACUGCAUCUUGGGUAAAAACUGCCCCAACUACUUCCUGCCCCAGUGCAACAUGCUGGAGCACCUGACCGACAGCCAGGCGCUGCUCGUCGCCAGGAAACUUGCCCACGUGCGCUCGGAUCCCAGCGAGCACCUCCGGGCGGCUCUGGACCAAGCUCAGCAGGCGGGCCAGCUGAAGAAGGAGCUAGCGACGAGCACCAACGGACACGGAUCCCCCGGGCACCACCCGGCCAACGGCAUCAUCUCGCCUUCGGAGGACAAGCUGGCGCAGCGGCUACAGCAGCUGGUCACGGAGAAUCCCGGAAAAUCCAUAUCCGUCUUCCUCAACCCCGAUGAUGUCACCAGGCCGCACUUCCGCAUCGACGACAAGUUCUACUGAAGCAGACACGCUGCGGAGAAGAAAUGCGGGAAUGUGUGUUUAGCUUACACACACAUGCGCUCUGUGACUGAUCUGUCACAUCAGAGGAGACGGAGACUAAAAAAAAAAACCAGGCGGGUGUUUCUCUUUAAAAUCACCGCAGGCCUGAAACUGAACACACUCCUGCUUUACCAUCCUGAGGCUGAACCAUAACAGCAACACAGCCCCCUCGCUGCUUAACUGACUCUCUAAACCAAAAAAAAAAAAAAAACACUUCAUGUCCUACUACUGACACAAUGACAUGACGUCCAAGUUUUGACAGCACAACAGACAAGAUGUCACCGAGCUGUUGCCACGGAGAUGGCCCAUUCCUAACGAGCUGGCCUUAACUAGACUUACGAGCCGGCGCUCCAAAGACGAAGGAGCAGGCUUUUAGUCAUGUAAAAGAAGUCGAGUGAAUUUGAAUUUCACACAAAGAGCGUGUGUAUGUGUGUAUAUGUACGCCUAAGUCUUUUCACAUAUUACUUACUUCUAAAGACAGAUGGAGAAAAGCUUCUUGAUCGCUGCUUUUCUCUCCUUUUUACUUUUUGGCCCCUGAUAUCAGAGUGGGCGAUGGCUGAACUACUGUAAAAAGGAAAAACAAGGUGUGGCUGAUGUAACUGAAUGUAAUGUUGUGAGAACUGCCGAGUCCUUGAACAAAGAGUCUGUUUUCUCUUUCAACUCCAUUUUUUUUUUCCUUUUUCUUUUUUGACCCCCACGCCUCUCACGACGGCAUCUUUUUUCACUUUUUUUAAUCUUUCUCAGGUAUUCACAACGCUCCUCCUUUUUCAUUUUAAAACGUAAACAAGUCCCUUUGAAGGUCUUUUAUCAUAUUUCAAUGCCGCUAACAUUUCAUCGGGUGAUGGAGAUGUACCAAAGAGUUAGGUUUGACUGAACCGGUGUUGCAAAGAGAAUCAUACAUCUUACAUAUCUGGAAAUCUUUGGUCUAACUUGAUGAAAUCUACC
Scomber japonicus (chub mackerel) is the source of this 2652-nucleotide messenger RNA. RefSeq names its product transmembrane protein 102 (gene tmem102). The transcript is spliced from 6 exons. Bases 118 to 1668 code for a protein of 516 amino acids. The record is from RefSeq and is a predicted model, not a curated record. Lineage: Eukaryota; Metazoa; Chordata; Actinopteri; Scombriformes; Scombridae.